Messenger RNA from Lachancea nothofagi CBS 11611, 1521 nucleotides. Lineage: Eukaryota; Fungi; Ascomycota; Saccharomycetes; Saccharomycetales; Saccharomycetaceae. The record is from the annotation of a GenBank genome assembly.
AUGGCGCCUAUUGAGUAUCUGCUGUUCGAAGAGCCCACGGGCUACGGGAUCUUCAAAGUGAAACUGCAACAGGAUGACAUUGGAUCUCGUAUGGGUGAAGUUCAAGCGCAGAUCAACGACUUUGGAGCAUUCACAAAGCUUGUGGAGCUUGUUUCGUUUGCGCCUUUCAAAGGUGCUGCUCAAGCGCUGGAAAACGCCAACGAUAUCUCUGAAGGUCUUGUCUCCGACUAUCUUAAAGCCGUUCUCGACAUGAACCUGCCCAAGGCCUCCAGCAAGAAGACCGUGACGCUCGCCAUUUCUGACAAGAAUCUCGGUCCAUCGAUCAAGGAAAACUUCCCAUACGUGGACUGUAUGUCUAACGAGUUGGCCCAAGACUUGAUUCGUGGUGUAAGACUACACGGCGACAAAUUGCUAAAGGAUUUGCAGCAAGGUGAUCUCGAAAAAGCCCAGUUGGGUCUUGGUCACGCUUACUCUAGAGCCAAGGUGAAGUUCUCGGUUCAGAAAAACGACAACCACAUCAUCCAGGCGAUCGCCUUACUCGACCAGCUUGACAAGGACAUCAACACUUUUGCUAUGCGUGUCAAGGAAUGGUACGGCUGGCACUUCCCAGAGCUAGCCAAGCUCGUGCCAGACAACUAUAAGUUUGCUCAACUUGUUUUGUUCAUCAAGGACAAGGCCUCUUUGUCUGAUGAAUCUGUUCAUGACUUGGCUGCUAUACUAGACAACGACGCCGGCAUUGCUGAGCGUGUUGUCGACAAUGCACGUAUCUCUAUGGGUCAGGACUUGUCUGAAACCGACAUGGAGAACGUGUGUGUUUUUGCCGCAAGAGUUGCCUCAUUGGCCGACUACCGUAGACAGUUGUACGACUACUUGUGCUCCAAGAUGCACACCGUCGCUCCAAACUUGUCUGAGCUAAUCGGUGAAGUCAUUGGUGCUAGAUUGAUCUCCCAUGCUGGUUCUUUGACUAACUUGUCGAAACAGGCUGCCUCUACUGUUCAAAUUUUGGGUGCUGAAAAGGCUUUGUUCAGAGCUUUGAAGACCAAGGGUAACACUCCUAAGUACGGGUUGAUCUACCACAGUGGUUUCAUCGGUAAGGCUGCUGCCAAGAACAAGGGUAGAAUUUCCAGAUACUUGGCCAACAAAUGUUCCAUGGCUUCCAGAAUUGACAACUACUCCGACGAACCUACUAAUGUUUUCGGUAAAGUCUUGAAGAAGCAAGUCGAACAAAGAUUGGAAUUUUACAGUUCAGGUUCUCCAACUUUGAAGAACGAACUGGCUAUUCAAGAGGCCAUUGAUCUUUACAACAAGGACAAGCCUGCUCAACCAGUCAAGGAGUCUAAGAAGAGAAAGCUAGAGGCUAGCGAUGAGGACGAAGACGACGAUGAAGAAGACAAGAAGGUUGACAAGAAGGAGAAGAAGAGCAAGAAGGAGAAGAAGGACAAGAAAGAAAAGAAGGACAAGAAGGACAAGAAAGAGAAGAAGGAGAAGAAAGACAAGAAGGAGAAAAAGAAGAAGGAUUAA